AUGUCAGAAUACUGGAAAUCCACACCUCGGUACUGGUGCAAGUACUGCGCCGUCUAUGUGCGCGACACCAAGCUCGAGCGCGCAAACCACGAGUCAACAGCCAGGCACCAGGGCGCCAUCAAGCGCUCUCUGCGCGACUUGCACCGCAGCCACGACCGAGACGAGCGAGAUAAGGAGCGAGCCAAGCGAGAAAUUGAUCGUCUCAAUGGCGUAGUUCCCAGCGGCAACGCAUCCUCCUCGGGAACCCCCGCACCCUUGACCUCGACGUCGUCGUCAACGCACACACCCGGGUCGUCGAGGCCCGCGCCGCCGCCCACGGCGACCGAGGCGUCGCUAAAAAAGCAGCGUGAGCAACUCGCAGAGCUGGGCGUCGCGAUACCGAGUAGUUUCCGGCCCGAGAUGGCUAUGCCGGGUGAGUGGACGGUGACGAGCACGCGCGUGGUUGAAACGCGGCGGGGCGGCGGCAAUGACUCCGGUGCGGUCGAGGCCCGCGCUUCGGGCGUACGCAAGCGCGAGGAGAAUGAGGAGGAAAAAGAGGAGGAAGAGGCGGUACGUGGGCUCUUCAAGAAGGCGAAGCGCUGGGGACGCGAUUCGAAAGGGAUGCCGGACGAUCAGGAUGCAGAACUGGAUGCGCUGCUGAGCGGGUCGCUGGUGAAGAAGCAGCCAGUGGCUGAGGAUGAUGUGAAGGAAGAGGAGGCGGAGGAGGAGGAGGAGGAGGAGGAGAAGAAGGUGGAGGACAAAACAGAAGAUGGCAUAGAUGUGAAGCUGGAGCCUGCUGUCAAGGAGGAGCCUGACACGGCCGCGGGUUGCAUUACAGCAAUAGCGACCAAGUCGGAAGAUGCAGACUCGGCAGUGGGCGCGGUAGUGUUCAAGAAGAGGAAACCUAAGGGUUUGCGGACCAAAUAG
Molecule: messenger RNA, 906 nt
Organism: Beauveria bassiana ARSEF 2860
Lineage: Eukaryota; Fungi; Ascomycota; Sordariomycetes; Hypocreales; Cordycipitaceae
Product: U1 zinc finger protein
Exons: 1
Coding region: 1-906 (301 amino acids)
Biological process (GO): mRNA splicing, via spliceosome
Cellular component (GO): precatalytic spliceosome
Molecular function (GO): zinc ion binding; RNA binding
Source: RefSeq, a predicted model, not a curated record